AUUCACUUAUUCAUCAGUCAUUGUUGCUGCUUCAUGCAAUGGUGCUUUCUCGUUUCACUUGUCACAUUUGCUUUUAAUUUUUUAGGAAGAUCGUAUGGUGAAUGUCAGCUCGUGUUAAUCGAAAAUAAACAUUGAGCAAAGGAGAAAAAUGCAUUGCAAUGCUUCGAAUUGUGACUAUAAAGUGCUUAUGAAAUUGCGACCAAGUGAAAUAACUAAUGAAAAGCAGCCAGCAUUCUAUCUGAGUCGUCCUAAAAUCCUUACAGUUUACUCUUGUUGGGGGUGUGGCAAUAUUAGUGAAGAUGUACAGCUUCCAUAUUUUAAAGAGCCAAGAGGAAUAUAAAGGAAAGGCUUAAUAAAAUAGAAAAAUAUGUAAUGGACACCGAAGACAACGUUCUGCGGCCGUAUUCAAACGCACCAUCGGCCUCAGGUCAAACACAAUACAAUUCUAAACGUAAAUUGAUUUUAUGUAAACGUGGAGUAUUGACCGACAUCAUGGGUAUACCUUAUCAAGGAAAAGCAUCUGAAUAUAAUAAUGCGACGUUUUAUGUUACCAAAUAUUGUGGUGUGUUCCACAUGAAAGAUGCAGAUGCAAAUGCGAUGCCUGAAUUUGACAAAAAAAACACAUACCAUCGAAAAUUUAUGCAAUUAUGUUUUUCUGAUGAUCCCGAUUCGGAACCUACAACCAAUAUUCCUAUUGAUGACAAUAACAUAAUUUUUUGUAUCAUUAAAAGUUUAUUGAAAGAGUUCGAUCUGAUCUACUCAGCAGAGGUCCAAGGUAUUGUGUCUGACCGUAAGAUUGAAAACACUCAUAAUACGGAAGAAAUUAACGAUCUUCGUUUCAUAUUGACUAAACAAUUGCAAAUAAGUGAUAAAUAUAAAGGAAACAUUUUAAGUAAAUCAAAGUGUUUGCGCUGGUGGUUACAAGCGUAUUUGUCUAAAACUAGCGAUAUAUGUAUAGGACUGAGGGAUCGGAAAGGUAUUGUGCGCACUCCAGUACAAAUCAAGCGAGCUGAGGACCUAGUAAAAAAUUGGAGAUGGAAGCCCCACGUGUGUAUACGUUUUUUGUACUCCAUAUUGAAGUUGAUAGAAAAAACAAUGAUGCAAGUAGAUUGUCCAUAUACAGUCUACGAAUUUGUGUAUGACUCUUUCGCCGGAUGUUUUAAAUACAAAGUCCACGCUGGCAAAUCAAAUCACUCCUUUUUGUCGGAUGAUUACAUCAAAAAAUGUAAAAAGUGCACUUCCCAUUAAUAGCAGUUUACGUAGAAUAUCUAUUAUGUAUAUACAUAUAUCCAGACGAGUGAUAAUUUCUUUGAUUUAUUAGUAGAUUUAUAAACAAACUACCAAAUAAUUAAUAAACUAAAAUAUAAAAUGAAAAAUAUGAUUCUCGAUAAUAAGCUGAUUAUAUUUAUUGGCGGACGUCAUUUAAAUAUGCCAGGGAUACCACCCCAAACAGAAGAUAUUAAUUACAUAGAUGACAAUUAAAAUUAUAAUUUAUUUUUUUUUUUUUUACUUUUUCUUCAUAUAGUUCUUAAACAUCACUUUAAAAUAUGCAAAAGCCGAUGUAAUAAUUAAAAAUAUCUGAAACUGAAAUCUUCCAAUGAAAAGAGACAUGAACUUACCAUUAAAUGCCAGCAAUUUUGUGCAUUUCUUUUUCAAUAAAUAAGCUAAACAAAUUUUAUAUUUAAUAAGUUUGGUUAAUGACAUAAAAUGAGAUCUAUAUUUAUGAAACUUUCAGAAAUUAAAACAAAAUUUUGCAAGAAAUAGUCCUUAGCACUUAUUUUCUAUAAUUAUGUGCUACAGGGAUGUUAAACGAAUAUGACAAAGUAGAAUGACUAAUAACUGUCAAAUGUGAUACAAAGCACAUUCAUUUCAUACUGUCAUUUGCUUUCCGAUUGUGAAUUGAGAAUAUUGGUGUGCGCCUGUUAAUUGUUGUUAUAAUUCUUCGCAUAUCAGAGAAACGAUAGAACUGUGUAUAAAAACCAUAAACGCGUGAGGAAAACCUUAGACGAUUUUUAGUAGCAUACUUGGAACAUCAAAGACAGCGUAGACACCAGAACAAUUUUUUAUACAUACACACUGCGACCGAUUAAAUUUUUUUUUGUAGAUUGCGCACCCACUGGUACAAUGAUUCCGGCAAUUACAUCGAAUGACAAAUUUCACAAUGUUAUUAUUAGUACAGGAAAUAUUCUUAA
This is a messenger RNA of Zeugodacus cucurbitae (melon fly), 2192 nucleotides long. Its product is annotated as decapping nuclease DXO homolog. The record is from RefSeq and is a predicted model, not a curated record. Gene Ontology annotation, cellular component: cytosol; nucleus. Bases 373 to 1248 code for a protein of 291 amino acids. Gene Ontology annotation, biological process: nuclear-transcribed mRNA catabolic process; NAD-cap decapping. NCBI's taxonomy places the organism in Eukaryota, Metazoa, Arthropoda, Insecta, Diptera, Tephritidae. Gene Ontology annotation, molecular function: mRNA 5'-diphosphatase activity. The transcript is spliced from 5 exons.